Oxyura jamaicensis (ruddy duck) is the source of this 686-nucleotide messenger RNA. Its product is annotated as retinoic acid receptor alpha-like. Gene Ontology annotation, molecular function: nuclear glucocorticoid receptor binding; RNA polymerase II cis-regulatory region sequence-specific DNA binding; zinc ion binding. The transcript is spliced from 4 exons. Lineage: Eukaryota; Metazoa; Chordata; Aves; Anseriformes; Anatidae. Gene Ontology annotation, biological process: regulation of transcription by RNA polymerase II; cellular response to corticotropin-releasing hormone stimulus; retinoic acid receptor signaling pathway. The record is from RefSeq and is a predicted model, not a curated record. The annotation marks the transcript as partial. Gene Ontology annotation, cellular component: transcription regulator complex; nucleus.
ACUGAAUUCCACAUCGGCUCUCCGUGGCCUGGAAAUGUCAAGUUGCAUCUUCCCAGCUCGCCUCCUCUCCCCGCCGGCCCCGUGCCGAGCUGGGGAGGCCCCCGGUGACCCGUCCCCACGGCCGGCCAGCGCGGUGGGGGCACAGCAGGGCUCUUUCGGGGGGUUCCCAGCUUGGGGGUCCCCGUUUCCUGAGCGUUUCUCCUUCCCCGCAGCCGUGGAGACGCAGAGCACCAGCUCGGAGGAGAUCGUGCCCAGCCCGCCCUCGCCGCCGCCCCUGCCGCGCAUCUACAAGCCCUGCUUCGUCUGCCAGGACAAGUCCUCGGGGUACCACUACGGCGUGAGCGCCUGCGAGGGCUGCAAGGGCUUCUUCCGCCGCAGCAUCCAGAAGAACAUGGUGUACACGUGCCACCGGGACAAGAACUGCAUCAUCAACAAGGUGACGCGCAACCGGUGCCAGUACUGCCGCCUGCAGAAGUGCUUCGAAGUCGGCAUGUCCAAGGAGUCCGUCCGCAACGACAGGAACAAGAAGAAGAAGGACGUGCCCAAGGCGGAGUGCUCGGAGAGCUACAUCAUCACCCCCGAGGUGGAGGAGCUCGUCGAGAAGGUGCGCAAAGCCCACCAGGAGACCUUCCCCGCCCUCUGCCAGCUCGGCAAAUACACUACGGUGAGUGCCGGCGUGCGGGGUC